AUGACCAAGACAACUCCACUCGACUUGAAUCAUUUCAAUGAAGUCACACGUACCAAUCUCCUAAACCUGUUGAGUAAGAUCUACUCAACCUCAAAUUUACUAGUCUUGGAUCCGGUUCUUUCACCAUUGAUAAAUAGUCUCACAACAUUUCUGAUCAUCAAGGAACAUGGCCAUUGUCAGAAUGUCGCCUGGUUGAAUGACGAAUUACUGGAGUUACCAUCCACGGUGCUAUCAAAAUACACGAGCUUGAUCAUUUUGAUCCCUGAAUCAGAAGCCAAUUUGGCCAAAUUGGAGAAAAAUAUACGACAUAUACAACAAGAAACCCCUAGUUUGAAAUUCAACAUAAUAAUCAAGGAUCUAACCAAGUCCUUUGUGUACCAACUCAACAAGCUUUUCAAUGGCAUUUUGGAUUUCGAAAAGAUUUUGGACUUGUCAGAGCCACUGAAACCGUUGAGUAUAACCUCGAAAAUCAAGGUGUUCAAUUGGUCGACUGAGCCGUUGUACGCAGAUGGGGUAUUGAUCACUGAUAUCAGCCAGUAUUCAGGUUUGGAUGACUAUUACUCGACACCGAUUAAGCUGAUAAACCAAUUGACCAAGGCCAUUUUGCAAGUGUUGUUUGUCGGUAUCAAAAAUGGUGAAGAUGAACAUAAACACUAUUUCAAGCUUCGAAACAUAUUUGGUAAGGGAAACCAUUCGGACUUGUUGAUCAAGACCCUUUUACAAUCUCAGAUACCCAGUUUUUUGAAUGAACAUAUGGCACCAUCUGAGAUUGAAUUUUAUGAGGAGAGGUUGCAUAGUAAUACGGAUAUGGUUGUUAUUGAACGUAAUUUGGACAUGAUGCCUGUCUUGUUUAGUCAAUUGACAUACCAUGGCAUAAUUGAUGACUUGUUUGAUAUUGAAUUUGAGUCUAUUGUCAAUUUAAAAGACGAGGACAGUGUCAGCAAGAACCUCACCAAGGAUGAAUUGUAUAAUCGAGACUUGAAGCAUCUAAAUUUCUCAGCUAUUGGAUCGAGGUUGAACAAGAUGGCAAAAAUUAUACAACAAAAGUUCAAAGACUCUGGAGCUUCAGGAGGAGAUACAAAUAUCGAUGACAUGAAAAAUUUGGUGUCCAAUUUAGGGAGCCUAACUCUACAGCAAGAUUUAAUCAAAAAGCACACCAUUAUUGGAGAGUCGGUACUUUCCAAAAUCAACAAUGAAUAUGAAAAGUUUCUCACUUUGCAAAAUGACAUUUUCGAAAUGGAUUAUAAGUUGCAAAUGUCGAAGUUGAAGUCAUUUAUUAAUGCCAAUUAUCAAAUUGAAUUCAUAUGGCCAACGAUAUUGUUGAUAGGAUAUAUCAAUGAUGGUGUUCCAAGUAAAGAAUUGGGAAAGCUUUCAACAGACUUGCAAGAUAAUUACGGACUAUCUGCGUCAAUUGCAUUGGAAAAAUUGGUUGAUUUGAAGUUGAUUAGAGUUAUACACGAUUCGUCGAAUGAUUUCUUCACGUCUUUGGGGUGGACAGCCCAAAAGAAGCAUCAACCUGUUAACGACUUGCAUGAAAAAGAUGACAGGGAAGUUGCAAUUUCCGGAGGUAAAGAUGUGUUGAGGAGUAACUACACCCUAAUCAACAAAUUCUGGAAUUUGCAUCCCUACGACGACGACUCAAUUGAAAGCAACAACAACGCAAAUUCUUCAACAAGAGAUCUGACAAACCUUUUGCAAUUAUACCCCAACCCGUCAUUCACAUUACCGGGAAAUACUGUUCCGCUAACUUUCCGAAUCAUUGAAUCCUUAUACUUUCGUGAUUUUUUAAAGUACAAGCCCGUAAACAAUAUCAAAUCACGACCAAAUUGGGAUAACCUCGGUUUGAACACGAUGUUGGCUGGUAAAACAGUCGAUAUCAACUUGGACAAUGUCAAUGAUGAUAAACUGAAGUACUUGAUAGUGGUGGUUAUUGGAGGAAUUACGAGAAGUGAAUUGACGUGUUUAAAGUAUCUUGAAGAGAGAUUCAAAGCGAAAGGAACACCAAAGGAAAUUAUUGUGAUUUCUAAUGGGAUCAUCAACAACAAAGACCUAUGGCAGUUCAUCACUGAGUAG
Messenger RNA from Lodderomyces theae, 2073 nucleotides. It is a transcript of the gene VPS33, whose product is annotated as tethering complex ATP-binding subunit. The coding region runs from base 1 to 2073 and encodes 690 amino acids. The record is from RefSeq and is a predicted model, not a curated record. Gene Ontology annotation, cellular component: CORVET complex; fungal-type vacuole. Gene Ontology annotation, biological process: intracellular protein transport; vesicle-mediated transport. Lineage: Eukaryota; Fungi; Ascomycota; Pichiomycetes; Serinales; Debaryomycetaceae. The transcript has a single exon.